Molecule: messenger RNA, 784 nt
Organism: Schistocerca piceifrons (Central American locust)
Lineage: Eukaryota; Metazoa; Arthropoda; Insecta; Orthoptera; Acrididae
Product: ankyrin repeat domain-containing protein 65-like
Exons: 3
Coding region: 229-723 (164 amino acids)
Cellular component (GO): nucleus; cytoplasm
Molecular function (GO): protein binding
Source: RefSeq, a predicted model, not a curated record
GCGCCAGCUCAGGAGGUUACGGGCACCGCGGCUGUGGACCUGGAGCCAGCAACAGAAACAAGUGUUCCAGCCACCCCAGAGAGCACACUGGCAGCCAGCACUCUGCCGCACAGCGACCACGGCGACCACAGCAGGACUCCUGUCGCAACUGCGCCGACGACAACCGCCCACACCACCCCCACAACUGGUGACACCACGGUCUCUCGCCUACAGACCCUUUCUGCAGAGAUGAACAGCAAGGUGCUGCUCCAGGCAGCUACACGGGGGUCAGUGGAGGAAGUGCAGGUGCCGCUUUGGGCUUGUGCUAAUGUGGGGCAGAGACCAUGGUCCACGUGGACCGCUCUGCACUAUGCAGCGAUGCAGGGGCACACGGGUAUGGUGAGGUGUCUGAUCGGGAAUGGGGCAGAAGUGGAUGCCAGGAGCGACGCGGGGCACACGCCUCUACAUUUGGCUGCCUGGAAAGGCCAUGCAGCAGUGGUGCGGCUGCUGGCGGCGGCCUUCGCCGACGUCGAUGCCAAGGACCAGUGGGGUAGGACGCCGCUGCACUGGGCGGCACCCUACGGCCACACAGAGGCGGCGAAGGCACUGCUGGAGGCAGGGGCCGAUAGGGACGCCACAGAGGACGCAGGGAAUACCGCGCUGGACUUGGCAAGAGUGAACAACCGACAAUGGAUGGUAGAAAUCCUAUCUAGCAUUCCAACAAACGAUUGUGAUGUAUACUAAAUAAAGCAAGCGUUAAUACACGAUUUCUCCUUCUCUUUAAAAUAAACCAUACAAAAUGUUA